Molecule: messenger RNA, 751 nt
Organism: Cokeromyces recurvatus
Lineage: Eukaryota; Fungi; Mucoromycota; Mucoromycetes; Mucorales; Mucoraceae
Product: Gar1/Naf1 RNA binding region-domain-containing protein
Exons: 4
Coding region: 56-697 (213 amino acids)
Biological process (GO): snoRNA guided rRNA pseudouridine synthesis; ribosome biogenesis
Cellular component (GO): box H/ACA snoRNP complex
Molecular function (GO): box H/ACA snoRNA binding
Source: RefSeq, a predicted model, not a curated record
UUUUUUCUUUUUUUUUUUAAAAAAAAAAAAUAUACAAAUAUUUAAAACAAACAUAAUGGGUUAUGGAGAUCAAAGAGGUGGACGUGGUGGAUUUCGUGGGGGUCGUGGAGGUGGAAGAGGUGGAUUUAAUAGCCAACAAGGACCACCAGCCGAAGUAGUUGUUGUUGGUACAUUUGUUAGUGCUUGCGAAGGUGAAAUGGUCUGCAAAUUGAAUAAUCCUAAGGUUCCAUUCUUCAAUGCACCCAUUUACCUUCAAGACAAGACUAUGAUUGGUAAAAUUGAUGAAAUUCUCGGUCCUGUAAACGAAGUUUAUUUUACUGUAAAGAUGCAGGAUGGUCAUAGUACAAAUAAUUUUAAAUUAGAUGAUAAAGUCUAUAUUGCACUUGACAAAUUAUUACCAAUGGAUCGUUUCUUACCUAAACCUAAAGUAGCUGGAAAAGUUUCAAAGCCUACUGGUCUUCAAGGCAAGAUUGAAAAGAGACAAACUAAUACUCGUGGUGGAGCAAGAGGCGGUAGUAGAGGCGGUGCUCGUGGUGGUGCUCGUGGUGGUGCCCGCGGUGGUGCUCGCGGCGGUAGUCGUGGUGGUAGUCGUGGUGGUGGCCGUGGUGGCUCCCGUGGUGGAUUUAAUAAUAAUCGUGGACGUGGAGGCUUUAACUCAUCAUCAUCUCGUUCUAGUAACCACGUUACUUUUAAUUAAAUUCUAUUGUAAAUAUAGCAUUUAUACUGCAAAAAAAAAAAAAGAAUCCCUUAA